AACAGCCCUGGUUGCGAAAGAAGUUUUCCCUGGCUUCACCGUUGUGCGGCGCGGCGCCUAUUUCUUCACCUCACGAGGGAACCACCGCUCAAGACGACCACGAGUAGUAGCCAGCAGGAAGGGAAGAAGCAGCAACCAACACACAAGCAAAGCGAGCGAAGCAAGAUGGGCUCCUUCUUCUCGAGCUUCUUGCCGGCCGCCCCCGCCGACGACCCCGACUCCGCCGUCGUCGCCGCCCACUCCAAGGCCACCUGGGACGAGCAGUGGGAGGCCCACAAGAGCGCCGCCAAGCUGCUGGUGAUCGACUUCUCGGCGUCCUGGUGCGGGCCGUGCCGCUUCAUCGAGCCGUCUUUCAAGGAGAUGGCCUCACGCUUCACCGACGCCAUCUUCGUCAAGAUCGACGUCGACGAGCUCUCGGAGGUCGCGAGGACAUGGAAGGUAGAGGCCAUGCCAACAUUUGUACUAGUCAAGGAUGGGAAGGAGGUGAGCCGUGUAGUCGGCGCUAAGAAGGACGAGCUCGAGAGGAAGAUCGGCAUGUUCAUCUCAUCAUCUUCCUCAUCCUAACUUAGUACCAGUUUCUGAUUUUUCUCUCAAAUGGUAGGAGGCUCGUGUGGGGCGCCCAGGUUGAAAUGUCAUGUCAUGUCUCGCAAGAUUGUUGUGAAGUGAGAAUAAUCGUGCCCGGGCUAAUAAAGCUUCUGAAACUUGCAAUGUGAAUGUGUCUGCCUGUUCUGUUUA
Molecule: messenger RNA, 735 nt
Organism: Phragmites australis (common reed)
Lineage: Eukaryota; Viridiplantae; Streptophyta; Magnoliopsida; Poales; Poaceae
Product: thioredoxin H2-2-like
Exons: 3
Coding region: 166-564 (132 amino acids)
Source: RefSeq, a predicted model, not a curated record